Messenger RNA from Saccostrea cuccullata (small rock oyster), 3971 nucleotides. RefSeq lists its product as uncharacterized. The record is from RefSeq and is a predicted model, not a curated record. NCBI's taxonomy places the organism in Eukaryota, Metazoa, Mollusca, Bivalvia, Ostreida, Ostreidae. The transcript is spliced from 6 exons. Bases 912 to 2006 code for a protein of 364 amino acids.
UUGAAAUCAAAAUUUAGAAAAAAGUACAUGCUUAUAUCUAUAGUUUUGGUGUCUCAUCUAUAUAUUGAUCCUCAAUACUAUGCCUUAUCAAAUUGGUAAGCCACACAAGGAGAACUGACAAUGACGUGAUUUCUAUAUAUAGAUUUGUUGACGCCAAAGGAAAACUGGUCCUCGCACAAUUUAAGAACUAGCUUACAGGUGUGCGAUCAAUAGACCAAAUCCAGGUAAAAUAAACCUAACAGCAGGGACUGCGAUGCUUAAAUUUAUACGCAUGCUUUACAGUCGAAAUAAAAACAAAUAAAUAUGCAAAGUAUAUCAUUCAAAGACUAAAUUAGAUUCUGCAAAAAAUGAAUGAAGAGUGGUCAACGCUAAUUUUAUGUUAAUUUUUUAGACUGUAAUUGGAUUUAUUAAAUUAAUUCCUGUCAAACUUUAAUGAUUAGCUGCUUUUAAAUGAAGUAUAAUUAUUGUUGAUAACUCUGUAUUGUGUUAAGAAAUUAUAGUUCAAGGAAAGUAUUUGAUUUUAAGUAAAUUGUAAACACCCAGAAGCACAAAUACCGCUAGAAUGAAAUUUUACCAAAAAUCGCCUGGAUGCUCUCGCAGACGUCCGUGCUUUGCAUAUAUAUAGUGCGGCCAAAAGAAACUGCGCAUUUUACGCUGGACCUUGCUUGCAAACGGAAUCUACCUACCUUCUAGUGCUAUAUUAUUGGAAUAAUUUGUGACCUUAGUUGGAUCUAAUUGUGAGAAAAUCACAUGCCUUCUAUGUCUAUGUGCCUAUAACAAUAUUUGAUAUUGGAUCUUGUACUUUGAGCUACCUUGCUGCUGUGCAGAAUACUAUAGUGAAUGUUUUAUAACCUGGAAAUAUUUAGCUUCUGCGAUUGAUGUUACAAAUUUGGAUAUAGGACAUUCAUGCCAUGGAUUUCAUCUCGUUAAAUACUCUACCACAGAAUCCUGAGAAGGAUGAAUUCUGUAAUGGCUUCUUCAAAGUUUGUGUACUUGACUGUGGGAAGCCCCAACCAUACAAAUCUACCAAAAGAGGAGAAGCAACAAUGCUCCAGGCAACCUGUGCUGACAUUACAAAAUACGACAACUUUAUUUUUUAUGCUGUUGAUCACUUUCCACUCGUAAAAAAAAAUGAAAGCAUCAUCAUUAAGGAUGUGAUCAAAAAACCAAAUGGUAACAUUGCAGUGACGGUGAAGUCGGAUGUUUUUGUGAGUAGUGCACUACAAGUUCCACAAGAGUUGCGAGAAAAUUAUGAGAGAGAAACAAAAAGUGGGAAAAUUUGGGAAGUCAAAGAUGCCGCAAUAUCGCCUCAAAAAACAACAAUCACAGUGUGUGGCCAAGUAGUUGCAUGCAACAAGAUCACAACAAAACGAAUUCGGGAAACCCAGGAAGAAGUAAAAUUUAAAAGAAUUAAAAUCAAAGACAACACGGGAUCUAUUAAUGUUGCCCUUUGGCGUGACAUGGCUGAAACAGAAAUUGCAAAAGGAAAUUGCGUUAAACUGCUGAACUUCUCUAGGACUUCCAAGUUCGAUCAUGUGCUGCAAUCACAGAAGCCAGUUCUUGGCAGUAAGCCUACUGGAUCGUCUAUAGAGUUCAUGCCAGACAUUGAUGACAUCUCAUCCACAGACGAUUCUGAAGAUGAAGACCUCAGCAAAGUCACCGGGCAGGUGCUAGGGGUCCAAUCCCUGUAUCUGUACAGCUGCUGUAUAAACCCACCAUGCUGCAAGAAAAAGCUGCAAAACAACAUCUGCACAACUUGCAAUAUGCACUAUACCGCAGCAAGUGCUGGUUCUGGGGCAGUAUGUAAAAUCCUCCUUCAAAGAAAUGGCAUGAACAUGCAGACUUAUACCAUGUUCACAGAACUCAUCCAGUCCCUCUUGUCUUCCAUGAACUGUGAUACUGCACUAGACAGCACAACCGUGUCAAGGAUUGUAAAUAAAAUUCCAUUUACAGUUUCUUACGUUGCUAAUGGCAACAAACUUGCACACAUAAAAUAUAUUUCAUGAUUUGUUGGAAAGAAAACAUUUAUCCUGUCUUUGAAGUUAUGUACAUUAUUACAAGGAUAACUGAUAGAACAAUAAUUAUUUUAUGAACUUGCACUUCUCUUACAAUAAUUGUUCUCCAAUUUUUGCCCAGUAUGUUCAGUAUUUCAAAUGUUAUCAUGAGUAAUUUUUAUUAUCUGUUACAUGAUUGUUAACAAUCAUGAUUACUAGAAUAUGCUCAGAAAUAUUUUUUUCUUUGAGUUUUUCUUUAUUGUACAACUGAUGCUCAACAUUCAUUAGGAUUACAUGCACUUUAACAUUACUUGGACUGGUUUAUAACUUUAAAAAAAUAUUUCUGACUGGCUUUCUGUAUAGUACUGAUGAUAAACAAUCUUGAUUUAAAUAUGUCUGUUGAGAUUUCUUGGGAUGUGGUUUUUUUUUUAUUUGUGCACAAUUCUUUUAAGUAGAUGCCUUAUAAUCAAGAUUAUGACUGUAUGUCCUUGAGAUUUCUUGGAAUGUUUUGUUAUGUUCCUUUUUGUGCACAAUUUAUGAAAGUAUAUGCUAGCGUACAACUGAUAAUCAAGAUUAUGACUGUAUGUCCUUGAGAUUUCUUGGAAUGUUUUGUUAUGUUCCUUUUUGUGCACAAUUUAUAGAAGUAGAUGCUAAUGUACAACUGAUAAUCAAGGUUAUGACUGUAUGUCCUUGAGAUUUCUUGGAAUGUUUUGUUAUGUUCCUUUUUGUGCACAAUUUAUGGAAGUAGAUGCUAUGUACAACUGAUAAUCAAGGUUAUGACUGUAUGUCCUUGAGAUUUCUUGGAAUGUUUUGUUAUGUUCCUUUUUGUGCACAAUUUAUAGAAGUAGAUGCUAUGUACAACUGAUAAUCAAGAUUAUGAUUGUAUGUAAUUUGAAAAUUCUUGGAAUGUUUUGUUAUUUUCCCUUCUUGUACAAAUUUUUUAUUUAGAUGCUCAACAACAAUAAUUUUAUGUACUGGGCAUUUUUCCAGCAUGUGUCUUUUUGUUCAGUAAUUUUGGCUUUGUGUUCACUUUUUAAAACUGCAAUUGAUUACACUCCUUCAACUGAGUUUUAACAGUUAUAAUAUUUCAACUUUAACAUUUCUCAGAAUGCAUAUUUCAUUUUUCCUUCUCUCUUCUUAUGAGAUACAUGUGGACAUUACAUAAUUUACAAUUGUCCUGUUGAUGUGUAUAUAAUAUAUAAGGUUUAAAACUGAAUUAUGUCCCCAUUUCAUAAUCAGUAGUAUUUGCUUGUAGUUGUUUAAAAUGUAGUUGUUAAAAUAUAGUUUAGUUUUUUUCCAGGUAGAGUUGGAAAAUAUGUAGUUGUUUAAAUAUAGUUUAGAUGUAUUCCAGGUAGUUGUUUAAAUAUACAUUUGCAUUCCAGGUAGAAUUUUAAAAUAUGUAUUUCUUUAAAUAUAGUUUAGUUGUAUUCCAGGUAGAGUUUAAAAUACAUUGUAUGUAAGUUUAGUUGUAUUUCAGGUAGAGUUUUAAAAUAUGUAGUUGUUCAAAUAUACAAUAAUUGUAUUCCAGAUAGAAUCACAUUUUACUGCCUACAAAAGAUAUCUCUUUUGAUGCAUAACAUUUAUAUAGAGCUUGAAUCACAACUUUUUAACAAUAGUUUGUACUUUAUAUACACAAUGAGUGUGUGAAAUAUUUUUCAUUUAUUCACCAAAGGCUUUUUUUUUAUAAUGUUGUUUGUAUAAUUCCGAUCUUAAAAUACAUUGUACGGCAGAAUUUAUGUUCAUACGUUUUGUUUAAAAAUUGUAUUUGUAUUAAGAAUUUGAGUUGUUUUUUUUUACUACUACCAGAUAGUUUGUAUUUGUAGUUUUUCUUUAUUGAUUUUUUACGCCUUUCACCUUUAUUAAUGACAUAUCUUUGGAAGUAUAACAAUUAAUAUUCUGUACAUUUUUACAUUUUCAAAACUUCAGAAGGAUUAUAUAUUAUGCAUAAAAAAUUCUGUUCAACAUCUUAAAACAUAU